GGCCCCGGUAACCCUAUCCCGGGCAGGGUAAACUGUUCCCUCGAUAUUCUCUUCAUAAGGGUCUUCUGAAUCGCUCUUUGUCUGGUCCCUCACCCAGGACCGUUGAUGCCAAUAGAUGCUAAUCUAUGAAGAAGGAUGCGAUGGGAGAUAGUGUCAAAAGCUGCUCUAAGGUCAAGGAGAAUGAGGAUGAUGAUGAGUCCAGAGUCAGCUGCAAGCAGAAGAUUAUUAAUGAUUUUUACUGGAGCUGUUUCUGUACUGUGAAAUGAACGGAAGCCAGACUGAAACUGUACAAGUUAUUUCCAGUGAGGUGUUUGUGAACCUGUGCAGCCACCAUCUUUUCAAGAAUUUUGGCUAAGAAAGGCAGAUUUGAAAUUGGCCUGAAAUUAUUUAGAUUGGAAGGAUCUGAACCAUUCUUUUUCAGUAUUGGAGUUAUUGUUGCAGUUUUAAGAGAAGAAGGAACAGAACCAGAUAUAAGAGAGGAGUGUACGAUAUUAGCAAUCAGUGGGCCAAGGGAGGGAAGUGAGAGUUUAACAAGAUUAGCUGACAGUGGAUCAAGUUUACAUGAUGAUGACUUUAACUUAGUAAUUAUGGAAGAUAGCUGAAUUAUUGUGGGAAGUUCAAAUUUGGAUAGAGAGAAUGACAGUUGAGUAGGACAAAAAAUGCAGAUAGAACAAUUGACCAUAUCACAGGACGAGGGCAGUUGUUGAUGAAGAUUCUCAAUCUUCAUCAACAAUUAAUUCCUUCAUUCCUUCCUUCAGUCCUGUGUGUGUCUGCUGACCUUUUCUUGUGUCAAAGUUCAUUUGUUUCUGUUAGAAAAAUAAAGGCUUGAUUCUUAUUCAUUCUGUCACCAAAUUAAAAUGAUCUCCUGUAAUCUGCAAGCUCAUUUGUUGUGAAACAAAAGCAUUCCAGCUCUACAAGCUGCUUACAGAUCUGGACUGGAGUCAGUUUGGAGAUUUUCUCUGAGCACAGAAGCUGAGAGGGCAGUGAAGCGAAGCACUUCAGAUUAAACUGCAGAUAAUGUCAUGGAAGUUUGAAUAAAACAACAUACUGUUUAUGUUUUCUGACCCUUGUGUAAAAGCUGCAUCCACAUGAAGCUGAUAAGAUAGAUAAACAUAAAGUUACAGAUAAAACUGAAACACAUCAGACUUGUGUUUCAGAACUCGCUGUGACCCCUCGUAUUUUUAAAAGGUUGCUAUUCGCCCUUUUUUAAAAACCACAACCCUGACUUGUCCCUCCCUCAGCACUAAAAUUUCCUUUUACCUCCAAAAUUUUAGAAAAAGUGUCGGCCAACCAGCUUCUAGUGUUUCUACCUGCUCAUUACAUUUUAAGUAAGUUUCAGUCUGGUUCCUUUCAGUUACUCUACUCAAACAGCCCUGCUCAGAGUUUCUGAUCAUAUUUUAAUGCACAGAUAUGCAGGUGAAUAUUCGGUUCUUGUUCUGUUGGGUCUUUCUGCUGUCUUUAAGUAAUGAUGGUACUCUGAUUGAGAGGCUUUGAAUGUGGGUAAGCAUCUCUGAGUCAGCUCUCAGCUGCUUCUGCUAAUGUUGUGUCCUCUCCAGUCACUUUAUCUUGUGGUGUUCCCCAAGGUUCGAUCCUCAGGCCUGUCUUGUUUGCUUUGUACAUGCUUCCAUUUGGACACAUUCUGAAUUACUUCGAAGACCUCUCAUACCAUUGUUAUCCAGCUCUACAUGAAAUUCAAACCCCAGAAUGAUGUGAGACUGUCUGUCCUUCAGGACUGACUUCAUGUCAUAAGAACUGGUCAGUAGUUCUGUCUCAUCUGUCUGUAAUCACACAAAAACCUGAAGUUCGUAUCUGUGUCCCUGAUAACUUUGUUCUGAUGGUAACUGAGAGUUGUGAGGACUCUGGGCGUUACUUUUGAUCGGUUUUGAUGAGCAUCUUGGUGGUCUCGUACAAACCUUGCCAGUCUUAUAUAUUUUGUCUCAGUGUGAAAUAGAAAUGACCAUUCAUCCUCUUAUUUCAUGACCCCACAUUUACGUAUGUCUUGACCCUUUUAAGGGGCCCAGACUGAAACCUGCUGACUGUAAAUAAAGUACUUAAAUUUCCUUGGAAAUAUGGCUGAAGUUUCACAGUAAUGUUGACACUUGAUCUUGAUUUGCAUUACAUACUCUCUACCCUUGGUAUGUUGUUCUUUUUUGUAAUUAGGGGUCAGAUGUGAAAAUGAAACCCUUCUUGUCUCAUUGAUCUCAGUUUUAUUAUGAGAAUAAAAUUAUUCCGUAUGAUCCCUGCUGUUUAUUCAUCUUUGUCUAUCUUUUAUUUUCCCUUUUAAAUAAUUUUUUGCAGCAUUCAUUCAUUUUAAUUGGAUGCCUACAUGAUCCUUCAUCCUAUUGGCUCUCUGCUCUCAUUGGUGACCAAUCACAGGCUGUCAUUCUUCAUGGAUUCUCCAUAGUUCCUCUCAGCUGCCUCUGGCUGCAGCAGCUUUUCAAAGCUUUGCUUCAGCUUACUGUCUGACUGUUUGAAUCUUUGACUUCACGAUGGCACCGCUGUCCAUUCAGUCCGGAGUGAAAUACGCCAAAACGCUGCUGCCAAAGACUCUGAUGAGGUCCAUGUCCACAGUCCAGACCACCAUCUCUCGACACAUGCUGCCCCUAAAUCGGCCUCGCUGUUUCAGAGUGUGCACAUACAGACGGAUGCGGCGGCGAAGUUUGACUGCGUCUUCUCUAGACGAGCUCCUGGAGCAGGCAGCGAGGGUGUUCAUGAUGUCCUACCAGUUCCUGACUCUGGUCCUGGAGGAGGACGGGACUGUGGUGGACUCAGAGGAGUUCUUCCAGUCACUGCCCAAUAGCACACCGCUGAUGGUGCUGGAGAAGGGGGAGAUGUGGACAGAGAGCAAGAUUAUUCCAUGCUUCCGUCAGCCAAAGAAGAGUGGGAUUGCCAAAGUAACCUUUGACCUCUACAAACUGCAGCCUAAAGACUUCCUGUGCUGCCUCGCCAUCAGGGCGACGCUGUAUGAGACGUACACACUCUCAUACGACUUCAGAUUCACCAGGAUCAAACACAUCCUCAAGUAAGCCUGAUAACAGUAACAGUCUCAGCAGCACUGUGCAAAGUCUGACUGUUUUUGUCUUUUCUAGUUAUAUGUAGUUUAUAUUUUCAGUUCCCAAUCUGAAUUUUUCAAAGGUUUUAAAUUCAUAGCUGGCUAAGUUAACUUCUU
Oreochromis aureus is the source of this 3169-nucleotide messenger RNA. It is a transcript of the gene cidea, whose product is annotated as cell death inducing DFFA like effector a. The record is from RefSeq and is a predicted model, not a curated record. Bases 2490 to 3026 code for a protein of 178 amino acids. Gene Ontology annotation, biological process: apoptotic process; regulation of apoptotic process. The transcript is spliced from 4 exons. NCBI's taxonomy places the organism in Eukaryota, Metazoa, Chordata, Actinopteri, Cichliformes, Cichlidae.